Vidua macroura (Pin-tailed whydah) is the source of this 2917-nucleotide messenger RNA. RefSeq lists its product as uncharacterized. NCBI's taxonomy places the organism in Eukaryota, Metazoa, Chordata, Aves, Passeriformes, Viduidae. The record is from RefSeq and is a predicted model, not a curated record. The transcript is spliced from 2 exons. The coding region runs from base 1309 to 2277 and encodes 322 amino acids.
UGGCUCCACCCCCCGGGGCGGGCUGGCUCCACCCCCGGGGCGGUCUGGCUCCACCCCCCGGGGCGGGCUGGCUCCACCCCCCGGAACCCUCCCGGGGCCUUUCAACAAACUCCGAUCAAUCUUUAGCCACGCCCACAGGGGGCGGUGCCCCGCGGGGCGGCCAAUGGGCAAUGGCACAGAGGGGAGGGGGCGGGAAUUGGAAAGGGUUAGGAAUGGGAGCAUGGGAGAGACUUUCCACUGCCCUGACCAGUAUAGACCAGUCCAGACCAGUAUAGACCAGUAUGGACCAGUGUAGAGCAGCAUGGGCAGCAGGGGAUGCAGGGAACCAGUACAGACCAGUUCAGACCAGUAUGGAGCCCCACCUUUCACUGCCCUGGGAUGGAGACACUGGGAUGGAACUGGUGACACUGGGACAGGGUGGGGGACACUGGGGUGAAACUGGUGACACUGGGAUUGAACUGGGGACAAUGGGCUGGUGACACUGGCAUGGUGACAAUGGGGUCGGGACACUGGAGUGAAACUGGUGACACUGGGGUAGUGACACUGGUAUGGGGAAAAUGGGGUGGUGGCACUCAGGUGGUGACAGUGGGACAGAACUGAUGGCACUGGGUUGGUGACACUGGGAUGGAACUGGUCACAUUGGGCUGGUGGCACUGGGGCAGCCCUGGGGACACUAGGGUUGUGACAGUAGGAUAGAACUGGUGGCACUGGGCUGGAAUUGGGGACAGUGGGAGGGCACUGGUGACACUGGGAUGGGGAUAGUGGGACAGGACUGGGGACACCGGGAGGAGACACGGGGAUGGGGACAUCAGGAAGGGACAGGGGACACUGUGGGGAAUACUGGGACAGGGUGGGUGAGACUGGGGUGAAACUGGGUACAUUGGGCUGGUGCCAUGGGUGGCACUGACAUGGUGACAUAGGUAUGGGGACAAUGGGGUGGUGGCACUGGGACGGGACUUAGGACACUGGGCUGGGACUGGGUUGGUGACAUUGGGCUGGUGGCACUGGGGUGGUGACAGUGGGAUGGAACUGGUGGCACUGGGUUGGUGACACCGGGAUGGAACUGGUGGCACUGCUGUAUCCCCGGUGCCACCUGUCCGGUGUCCCCGUGUCCCCGCAGUGUCCUGGGCUGGGCCCGCGCCGCCCUGGCGCGGGGGGGCGGGGCCGGGCCGGUGACAUCGACUCUUCCUGGUUCCUCUCUCCGGCCGCGCCGCGUUCCGGAGUGUCCCCAACUGUCACCGGGGCGUGUUCGGACCCGGAGUGUCCCCGGAGCGUCCCCAAGGUGUCCCCGCCGUGUCCCCAGCGGCCAUGGAGCCCCGCAAGCUGCUGGAGCCACUGGUGGCUGUGGUGGCCACCUUGGGCGAGGUGGUGGCCACCGUGACCGGGCCACACAGGGGCUUGCGGCGGGGCGUGUCCCCAAAGUCCCUGCACACGGCCCUGAGGAACUUCACCUGGCACCUCCGGGCCACCCUGGGCCACCGCUGUGUCCCCUCCCUGGUCCAGGCCCUGGCCUCCCUUGGGGCCACCCCAGGGGCCACCUGGGCCGAUGUGAGAGCUGCUGCCAGCACCUGUCGGGAGUCGGUGGCCACACUCGAGCACAGCUGGAUCGAGCUGACCAAGGAGGCCACCGGGCUCCACUACACCUGUAAGGACGUGGCCAUCGCCACAGGCAGUGCCCGGGCCAGGGACCUGUGGGAUAAGGCCACCUGCUGGGGGACAGCUGGGGACAACCUGGUGGCCACAGCCCGGCAGCUGCCGGUGGCCCUGGACAGGGAGGAGGUGGCCCUGGACAGGGAGGAGGUGGCCUUGGCAGGGGCCACGCACGAGGCCCGGGUGGCGGCAGCCACCAAGGAGGCCGUGGGAGAGGCCAUGAUGGCUACCAGCUGGGCAAGAGUGGCCACCAGGAGGGGACAGUGGGCAGAGGCGGCCCUGGGGCCGCUGAAGCGCUUGGUGGCUGCGUGUGACGAAGCCACCGAGUUCACCUGGGAGCUGCAGUGGCGGCUCAGGGACAUCGAAGCCGAUCUGGAGGGGACAAAGGAGGCAUCCCCUGAUGUUGCUGAGGACUUAGUGGCCGAAGUGGCCGAGUUUGAACAGCUGUGGGAGGCUAGCGCCCGCCUGUUCACACGUCACCUGCUGGGGACACUUGGGGACAUCCACGACCUCCUCUUGAGUCCCUAUGGUGGCCGUGGUGGCCCUGGUGGCCCCAGUAGCCGCGCGGUGGCCGAGCGGUGCCAAAAAGCCAUCGAGGACAUCCCGAGGCUGCUGCAGGGACAGUGAUGUCACCGCUGGGAUGUCAUCGGGGCAGUGACGUCACCGGGGUGACUUGUGGGCACUCAGGUGCCACUGGGCACUGGGACGCCCCCCAUGCAUUGACCCCCUCCCCGAGCACCGGGCCCAGACUCCCUUUGUGCCCCCCACCCAUCUUGGGGGUUCUGCCCCCUCCCAUUUGACCCCCCCAGAGCCACGGGACCCACUGGGAACAGCACCAGGACUGGGGGGACCCCUAGCGCCAGGGGGGCACAGGGGGAUCCCCAGCACCGGGGGGGGGUCCCAUGGGGCUCAGUCUUGUCUCCCCCCGCUAUCACUAGGGUCCCCCCCACCCCAUGCACCAGGCCCCACACAUUCAUCCCCCCCUUCACCGAGCCCCCCAAAGCGCUGGGACACCCCCAGUCCAUGCCCCCCACUCACCUCCCCUCCCCCAUCCAUGUAGCCCCCCCCACCCCACAAUCACCAGGACCCCCCAAUCCAUGGGACCCCCCCACACUCACCAGGACCCCCCUCGGCACCCCCCGGGCCCUCCCCAUUGAUUGAACCCCCCCGAAACGCCCCCCCCGAGCCCCCCCGGUGGGGCCGGGCUGGCUGCACCCCCGGGGCCGCCGCUGCUCGGAGCCUUUCAAUAAACGCGGAUCGUCUUCUA